AUGUGGCUGGCUCGACCUGCUGCCAAAGUUUUGUGGGCAAGGCAUCAAAAGAAAAGGCGUAGAAAGAAAAAUAACCCGAAUUUCGGUAGUCCAAAAAAGCAAGCGAAAAGCAGUAGAGAUCGUUGGUGGUCAGGCAAGGAAACGAACCCUCGGGAAGAACGAUGGUGGUCAGACUCAGGGAGAAAAAUUAGUCCCGAGGAAGAAGAGAUGGAGGUGAGAAGAUUAGCAAGCAAGGAAUCGAGAUUGAGGAAACAAGAUGCCGAAUUUGCCAAGGAAAGGGAACGAUUUGAGAAGAACGUCUACGUUGCCAAACACGAACAAAAGGAAGCUGCUGAAAUAUUAAGAGAGGAACACAAAGAUGUAAAGAGAGCUGAAUCUGAUUUAAGAAGGGGAGAAUCUGAGUUGAGAAGGAAGUAUGCGGCUUUUCGAGCUGAAAGGGAAAAGUUGGAAGACGAAAAGGCCUCGAUCCGAGAAGAGAAAAGGAGUCUUCGUCUUGCGAGGGAAAGAUUGAGGGAGUAUAGUGAAAGGGUGAGGGAAACUAUCGAUAGGGCGGUAGAUUAUGUAGGUGGAUACCACGAAGAAGAUGAGAGGUUGCCGACAAAACAAUUAUGGAUUCGACGGAUAUUAUUCAUAUUUACCGGGUUUCCCAUUAUUGGUCUAUAUAUUAUUGUCUUGACGGGAUGCAUGGCAAAUAAUGUAAUUUCCCGAGCCUUCUUCACCAUCGACGUAUUUAGCGGCGCAUCCGACGAGUUCAUCGUUCCCAAUUUUCGGGUUGGCUAUUUCGGAAUAUGCGCCAUAAUACCCAGCACAGGCAAAGACAUCUGCACGCCCAACUUCCCCUAUGGACGAUCAGCCAGCAGCGCCGCCGCCAUCGUACAAUCUGCUCUCUUCCAAGGAAGCACCGACACAUCCACGGCCAACAACAUCGAACUCGCCGUCGGCAUUCAACAAAAACUCCUCCCACUAAUCCUAAUGCCAUUUAUUGCUUUCACCAUCGGACUCCUAUGGACCAUCUGGACGCUUCCUACAUCUAAAAUGGCAUCGGCGAUAUUGCAGUGGAGCGCGGGUAAUAUGAUGAGUGCAGCGGGGAGUAUCAGUACUGCGGGAGGCGCGAUUCAGUUUGUGACGAGUAGGAGUACGGGGCAGCAGAUUAGUAGGGGGGUUCCGCUGCAAAUUGGUCAGUAUUUGAUUGCGUUGGGUUGUCUGGGGUUUGCGGCUAUGGUGGGGUAUAUUGAUAAGAGGGGGAGGAGGAAGGCACAUGAGGGGUUUAAGAUGCAGUUUCAGGUGCAGGAGUUUAAAGUUUGA
Molecule: messenger RNA, 1305 nt
Organism: Sclerotinia sclerotiorum 1980 UF-70
Lineage: Eukaryota; Fungi; Ascomycota; Leotiomycetes; Helotiales; Sclerotiniaceae
Exons: 3
Coding region: 1-1305 (434 amino acids)
Source: RefSeq, a predicted model, not a curated record